Cladophialophora psammophila CBS 110553 is the source of this 3978-nucleotide messenger RNA. RefSeq names its product ATPase. The transcript is spliced from 2 exons. The record is from RefSeq and is a predicted model, not a curated record. Bases 1 to 3978 code for a protein of 1325 amino acids. Gene Ontology annotation, molecular function: P-type ion transporter activity; ATP binding; ATP hydrolysis activity. Gene Ontology annotation, cellular component: endoplasmic reticulum membrane. Gene Ontology annotation, biological process: intracellular calcium ion homeostasis. NCBI's taxonomy places the organism in Eukaryota, Fungi, Ascomycota, Eurotiomycetes, Chaetothyriales, Herpotrichiellaceae.
AUGGCGCCAAAAUCAUCGAAACUUGUGGACAAUGAUCAAAUUCAGACGGCAAGCCUUCACAAUCCCUUACCAGUCUUCCUCAAGGCCUACGUGUGGCCAUUCACCAUCUUAUGGCCAAUUUUCCUUGCUUUCUACCUGAACGAAGACCUCUACGACGAUUACAUUGAUGGUUCAGAAUGGACAUUCGUUUACACUGCGACGAUCGUCACCCUUCAGUCUUUGACCUGGCUCUCCACAAAAUGGAGUGUCCACCUGAAGACCGCAUUUACCAUGACCAAGGCCACAAAGGUUGAAGACUCUCAAUUGAUUAAAGUCAUCCCCGUGGUCAACUCGGGAGCAUCAGCGAUCUGUAAAUUGGAGAGGGAACCGGACGGAAGAACAUCGUUCCUAUUUCAAAAGAGACGGUUUCUCUAUUCCCCAGAGAAGGGAACAUUCGCGCCAUUAUCUUACGCGCUUGAUGCUGAGAAAAAACCCUUCCUUCGCGAGUUCCAACUGUCGCGGGGUCUCACAUCUGAAGCCGAAAUCGAGACAACCCACAAACAUUAUGGCGAUAAUACCUUUGACAUACCUGUCCCCACAUUCACGGAACUGUGGAAGGAGCACGCUGUUGCACCAUUCUUCAUCUUCCAGGUAUUCUGCGUCGGUCUUUGGUUGCUCGACGAUUACUGGUACUACUCUUUGUUUACCUUGUUCAUGCUGGUGGCUUUCGAAAGUACAGUGGUCUGGCAGAGACAGCGAACAUUGAACGAAUUCCGAGGAAUGAGCAUCAAACCGUACGACAUCUGGGUGUACCGCGUCAACAAGUGGGUCGAGAUCAAGAGUGACAAACUGUUACCUGGCGACCUCGUAUCCGUGGGACGGACUCAAGAAGAUUCCGGAGUUGCCUGUGACAUGAUUCUUAUUGAGGGAACAGCCAUUGUGAAUGAGGCUAUGCUCUCUGGAGAAAGUACCCCGCUCCUCAAAGAGUCAAUCCUUCUUCGUCCCGGAGACGCAACGAUCGAACCGGAGGGUUUGGACAAGAACGCUUUUCUCUGGGGAGGCACGAAAGUCCUUCAGAUCACCCAUCCUGCCGCUAGCGAGGAUGCUCCGGAAACUGUUCCACAGUUGCGGUCCGGUGUCCCUGCGCCGCCUGAUAACGGUGCCAUGGCUGUGGUGCUCAAGACCGGAUUUGAGACGAGCCAAGGUAGUCUCGUGCGAACCAUGAUCUACUCAACGGAGCGUGUCUCUGCCAACAACGCUGAAGCAUUGAUCUUCAUUCUCUUCUUGCUGAUCUUUGCACUUGCCGCCUCGUGGUACGUGUGGCAAGAAGGUGUCAAAAACAACAGAAAACGGUCCAAGCUCCUCCUCGACUGCAUUCUAAUUGUGACAAGUGUCGUACCGCCAGAGUUGCCUAUGGAGUUAUCCCUGGCGGUCAAUACUAGUCUGGCAGCGCUCAGCAAGUUUGCCAUCUUCUGUACAGAACCCUUCCGGAUCCCGUUCGCCGGACGCGUGGAUAUCGCCUGUUUCGACAAGACUGGGACGUUGACCGGCGAAGAUCUUGUUGUUGACGGUAUUGCCGGUCUGAGCUUGGGGAAGAAGAGUGCCCAAACAGAACCAGACGGUGCGCAGUCAGCAAUUACCAAAGUCCCGGACUGUGGCAUUCAUACCACAUUAGUUUUGGCGACCGCUCACGCCUUGGUCAAACUUGAAGAAGGAGACAUCGUUGGCGAUCCCAUGGAGAAGGCCACGCUAAAUGCUCUGAACUGGACUCUUGGCCACAAUGACACUUUGACCAGCACUCCUCCACCCAAAUCGAAGAAAGCAAAGCCAUUCUCGACAGCCGGUGCCUCGCAAGUAGUCCAAAUCAAACGUCGUUUUCAAUUCUCGUCCGCUCUCAAGCGGAUGAGUUCGGUGGCUACGGUGCUGAUGACCGACCCCAAUUCUGGACGGAAGGCGAAGGGAACCUUUGUUGGUGUCAAAGGCGCUCCGGAAACCAUCCAGAAGAUGUUGGUUGAGACCCCGUCCAAAUAUGAGGAGACUUUCAAAUACUUCACACGGAAUGGUGCUCGGGUUCUGUCUCUCGGCUACAAAUACCUUUCGACUGAGGCUGAGAUCGGCCAGAAACGCAUCAACGAUCUCAAACGCGAAGAGGUCGAGUGUGAUCUGCAUUUUGCGGGUUUCUUGGUGCUCCAGACUCCUCUAAAGGAAGAUGCGGUCAGGGCAAUCCAGAUGCUGAACGAAAGCAGCCACCGUGUGGUAAUGAUCACUGGAGACAACCCGCUUACUGCCGUUCAUGUUGCCAGAGAAGUCGAGAUCGUCGACCGAGACUGUUUGAUUCUGGAUGCUCCAGAGCACGAUGAUUCAGGUACCAAACUUGUUUGGCGCAGUGUUGAUGAGAAAACUAUCAUUCCUGUCGAUCCUACAGCAGAUCUGGAUCCGAAGAUUCUGGAAACCAAGGACCUGUGCGUUACUGGCUAUGCUCUUGCCAAAUUCAGUGGGCAGAAAGCAUUUAUGUCGUUGCUGAGGCAUACCUGGGUUUAUGCCCGAGUGUCGCCGAAGCAGAAGGAAGAAAUCCUGAUCGGACUCAAAGAUCAAGGCUACACCACUUUAAUGUGUGGUGAUGGAACAAAUGACGUGGGUGCGCUGAAGCAAGCUCACAUUGGGGUUGCUCUGCUCAAUGGCUCUCAAGAAGCCCUCAACAAAAUCGGCGAACAUUUCCGAACUACCAAAAUGAAGGAAAUUUAUGAAAAGCAAGUGCAGCUGAUGCAAAGAUUCAAUCAACCACCGCCGCCAGUGCCACCAGGGAUUGCGCAUCUUUAUCCACCUGGUCCUCGCAACCCCCAUCAUGAGAAGGCGAUUAAGAGGAUUGCCGAGCAGAAAGGUAUCAAUCUGGAGAAUGGCGACGCGGAGAAUGGCACCGUCGAAACCAUCACCUCACCUGGCGCGCAAGCGAUCCAACAGUCGCACGCCAAUUUGACACCUCAACAACGACGCCAGCAAGAGGCGCAACAGAAAGCAGCAAGCUGGGCGGACAAGUUUACCUCUAGCAUGAUGGAAAAUGAACUCGACGACGGCGAGCCACCCACGAUCAAAUUGGGAGACGCCUCCGUCGCCGCUCCGUUUACGAGCAAGCUGGCAAACGUUAUAGCGAUCCCCAACAUUAUCCGGCAGGGACGAUGCACGCUUGUGGCGACCAUUCAGAUGUACAAGAUUCUAGCUCUUAACUGUUUGAUCAGCGCAUACAGUUUGUCGGUCAUCUAUCUGGCAGGCAUCAAGUUUGGCGAUGGUCAGGUGACAAUCAGCGGGAUGUUGAUGUCGGUUUGCUUUCUUUCCAUCUCUCGGGCCAAACCCGUGGAAGCUUUGUCGCGAGAACGACCUCAGCCGAACAUCUUGAAUGCGUAUAUCCUCGGAUCAGUGCUGGGACAAUUUGCAAUCCACUGCGCAACACUCAUCUAUCUUUCAAACGUGGUCUACUCGAUCGUCCCGCCGGCUGAGGAGAUCGACCUAGAGGGCGAGUUCGAGCCUUCGCUACUCAACAGUGCCGUCUAUCUCAUGCAACUCAUCCAACAGGUGUCCACCUUUGCAAUCAACUACCAAGGGCGCCCAUUCCGAGAAAGCAUCCGGGAGAACCGAGGUAUGUACUGGGGACUCCUGGCGUGUUCGUUUGUGGCGUUUGCGGGAAGCACCGAGUUCUUGCCAGAGCUCAAUGAGAAGUUACGCCUGGUGCCGUUCACAAGCGAGUUCAAGUGGUCACUGACAACACUGAUGAUCGCCGACUUUGUGGGAUGUUGGAUUGUGGAACAAAUCUUCAAGUACUUGUUUAGCGAUUUCCGACCCAAGGAUAUUGCCAUCAAGAGACCCGAUCAGGUUGAACGGGACGAAAAGCGCAAGAAGGAACUCGCGGACAAGGCUGAGCAGGAGAGGAUCGAGGAGAUUGAGAGGAAGCGCGGUGUGGCCAACAACACGGGCCCACCAGCGACAGCCAAGGUGCGCAAAUAG